GCAAGCGCUACUUUACUUUGCACCCGGGCGUUACCGUGCCGCCGCCAAUGGCUAUUAUUUGCAAAUUGCAUAUUUCGUCUCUCAGCCGCCACAGCUUCUCUUCUUCGUAUCGCCGUCUUCCCUUCGAAUGUCCCAUCUGAAACCUCCUUUGUUCUGUUUCAUCGAAAUGCUGGAAUGCGCCUCUGUGGUCGGCCUUCUUCUUCCGGCGUCAUUCAUCUGUUCACCAAGUCGAUUGUAGCCGGCGCAACCGCGACCAUUCGUCGUCGGCAUAAAUCUGAAUACGCCAACGACAGGUUUCAGGUGAAGCCACAUCAGAAAGAUUCCUCCUCCUGGGAUAGAACCUUUAGGAGCCUAUGUAUAACGGGGAGAUUGACCGAAGCGGUUGCACUUCUGUGCUGUAUGCCCUUCCAAUUUCACUCCAAAACUUACUGCCUUCUGUUACAAGAAUGCAUUUUCAGGAAAGAGUACAUGAAAGGAAAGAGAAUCCAUGCUCAAAUGGUUGUUGUUGGACAUUUACCCAAUGAGUAUCUCAAAACCAAACUGCUGAUAUUAUAUGCCAAAUUAGGUGACUUAGAAACUGCAAAUAUUCUUCAUGAGAAAUUGCUGGAGAACAGUCUGGUUUCAUGGAAUGCAUUGAUUGCUGGAUAUGUACAAAAAGGGUUUGGAGAAGUUGGAUUGGAGCUUUACUUUAAAAUGAGACGAACUGGUUUAAUACCUGAUCAAUAUACCUUUGCAUCAGUUUUCAGAGCCUGUGCUAGCUUAGCUUCUUUGGAACAUGGAAAGAGAGCUCAUGGAGUUCUGAUUAAGUGUCGAAUCGGCGACAAUGUUGUCGUGUCUAGUGCCCUUGUUGAUAUGUACUUCAAAUGCAGUAGCAUAUUAGAUGGUCAUAAGGUAUUUAACAAAUCUACAACUAGAAAUGUGAUUACAUGGACUGCUUUAAUAUCAGGGUAUGGCCACCAUGGAAGAGUUUCUGAAGUUUUGGAAUCCUUCAAUAGGAUGAUAAAUGAAGGUUACCGACCGAAUUACGUUACAUUCCUUGCGGUUCUUACUGCUUGUGGUCAUGGGGGUUUUGUUUCGGAAGCAUGGCGAUACUUAUCGUUAAUGAAGACGACGUAUGAAAUAGAACCAAGAGGGCAACAUUAUGCUGCCAUGGCAGAUCUUCUCGCGCGGGCUGGGAGGUUGCAAGAGGCAUAUGAUUUUGUUGUCGAUGCACCUUGCAAGGAGCACGCUGUUAUAUGGGGUGCUUUGGUCGGGGGUUGUAAGGUUCACGAAGACAUAGAUUUGAUGAAACAUGCAGCAGCAAAUUACUUGGCAUUGGAUGCUGGCAACGCUGGGAAGUAUGUGGUUUUAGCAAAUGGGUUUGCGGCGUCUGGCUUGUGGGAUAAUGUUGCGGAGAUUAGAGGUAUGAUGAAGAAAUCAGGAAUGAAUAAGGAACCUGGUUACAGCAGAAUUGAGAUUCAAAGGGAGUUUCACUUCUUUGUUAAAAGUGAUAAAUCUCACAAACAAGCCGAGGAGAUUUAUAGAACCAUUCACAGCAUCACUGCGAUUUUAAAGGAUGCAGGCUCUAUUCGUGAACUAAGUGAAAACUCAUUGUAGGGAGUUAGUUAUAUUGAAUCUUUUGGCAUAGCCCCAAGUAUAGGACAUUCAUAUGAUCUGAUAAUCCAUCCAGUUCAAACUAUCUGAUCUAAGUUACAAAUGUUACAUUGGGUUAGAUUUUGUUCUUCGAUUUUUUGUUUGGUGUGACACAUUCUUCUUGAAUUAAACAUACUAUCUAUAUCUAAAAUUUCAA
Cucurbita moschata (crookneck pumpkin) is the source of this 1789-nucleotide messenger RNA. RefSeq names its product pentatricopeptide repeat-containing protein At4g16470. Gene Ontology annotation, biological process: RNA modification. The transcript has 2 exons. Bases 175 to 1596 code for a protein of 473 amino acids. NCBI's taxonomy places the organism in Eukaryota, Viridiplantae, Streptophyta, Magnoliopsida, Cucurbitales, Cucurbitaceae. The record is from RefSeq and is a predicted model, not a curated record. Gene Ontology annotation, molecular function: protein binding; RNA binding.